UCAUGCAGCUCAGUCAAGAGUUGAUGGCUCGCGGCAUUCGGCGGCUUGAGCAUUUUGCGCGGUUUGUUUUAUUUUUGGUGAAACAAACUUUAUCGUAUUGUGUAAACCCCAGGAAUCGAUGAGUUUGUGACCACCAAGUUGUGUUUGCUGAUGAACUUCUCGAAGAGCGCGGAGAUGAAAGUUCAGUGCGACAAGAAUAUCGUCCCUAUCAAACCUAGUUUUACUGUGUCCAAGGCACCUUUGAAACUUAACUGAAACAUCUGUGUCUUCAGUAGAAGAAAAAAUCUCAUCCUAGGGACUACCCGUACAAAAAACGGACGUUGAAGAACAAAUGCGACAAAUUAAGAGUGUUAUGUACCAUGCCUUGAUGACAUGAUUAUUCCAUUAAUUCUGGGUUCUCACUGUACCAAUCCGGGAGAUUGCCAGUCCUUGAUUGAUCCCGCUGGUUCCCCCCAUUGGGAUAACCAAGAAUUUCGCGCCAGCAUCAAGGGGACCAUGCUUAGUCUGCCAAGUGAGGCUUUUAAGUGGGUGUAUAACGCCGAUAGCUGGUAUUUGAAUGAUUAUUCGAGUUUUAAAAGACCACCGAUGAGUCUAUUUGGCAAAGAGGCCGCAAAUAGGAGGGACCGGCUGAUCCAAAUACACAACAACAAACAAGAUAAUAAAGCGGCACUCAGUAAUCUCAUAAACACAGAGAGCACAUCUCCAAGCGUCAAGCAACGAAGCAGCAGCAAAGAGCAAAGUGAGCGGCAACCAACCAGGACUAGUGCCAGCAAUGCAAAUAAAAUAAGUAAGAGAAAAGACCCACUACAUCUUAAACGCAAUACUGUAAAGAAACCUGAGAAUGUACAAGAAGAGAGCGACUCUACAACACCGAAACCCGAAGAAAAAAAGUCGAAGAAAAACACACAGAAGCAAACAAACACCAGAGUUCAAACACCAAUUGGCCGCACUGAUGCCAAAGAAAACACAAAAAUACUUGACCUUGAAACUCGAACAUCCGAGCACGAACCUGUGAGUAAAAAAUCGAAAAUUCAAAUUUCCUCUUGCUUCGUUUCAAUAGGCGACCUAAAUGUGAUCACUACAGAAACCUACUUGAGCGAUUAUCGUCCCAAGUUUCAUGAUACUUCAAAUCCUGGCCAAUCAACGAAGAAUCACUCGCAACAGAGCAAGGCACCCCCAGUCAUAAGAAGGCCGCGCAAACAUCGAUCUCACAGUUUAAGCUAUGCCAGCUUACAGCCCCGAUACAGGCCCAGGUUGAAAGCCAAAUCGCUAACACAUUUGCCCGAUAUUGAAACUUUGAGGGGUUUCAAAAUAGACGACUGCGUGGCACGCCUUAAAAAGUCGAUACCGCUGCAGAACAUUCCAGCAAAGAAUCAUUUAAAAGUGGAUGAACCACCGAAGAAAAGGAGACGUGUUCGCUCCGUGGACAGUUCAGAUAAAGAGUGCGGGCCGAGCAAGCCAAAACAAGCAAAACCCGAUUCAACAAAGAAUCAAACAUGCGAACAAUCAAACAUCAAAGGCCCAAACUCCCCGAGGCACAAAGCAGUAAGACCAUCUACACGGAAGGAAUUGCUCCUUUUCUUAUUUGGUGAGGAUUCGGAAACUGAGGAUGGUUCAACAUGUUCAGAUGCAGGAACGACGCCUAGUAAAAAGGCGAGCGAAUUUACUAGAGGUAGUGUUAAAAAUGCGUUAGUAAAGGGCAAAAAACCACGGAGUCAGGAGGCAAAACCCACCAAGCCCGUUGAAGCUCGACUUAAGAGUAAAGCCAACAAACACUCCAGAAGGUCGCAAAAACCGUCGACUCACCAAAGCCCCAUGUUAAAAUGGCCCCAGCAGGGAUGUACGAAGGAAAUGGAACCAUCGUUGAUCCGACCUAAUCCUCCACCAUUCCAUCAAGGGACCAUCAAGAGCCCAGUUGCUAGUUGCACCAGCAAACCAAAGCCUGCUUCAAAGAGUGAUAUUAAAUUGACUUCCCCUAAGGUUGUCGCCAAGCCUUGUCCAGAACCACUAAUGGCAAAGCAGGAAGAAGAUUUGACGAAAUUCGAAAGCUGUCUUGCAUUGUCUUUGCCAGCGCCGCCUGCCAACCAAACGGCCAAAAUAGCCCAUGAAGAGGACCUUUGCACAUGCACCAUUAACUCCGUGAGUGUGCAGGCUUUGCUGAAAAACGAAGUGGUUGUGAAAGAGGAAAAAUCGAGCGGUUCAGCACUCCACACUGAACCCCUGCACAACGACGGUGCAAAUGUUGAAGGACUUGCCGUUAAAAGCGAAAGGUUUGACUUGUACAACAGUUGUGUAAGAGUUUCGCUGGAAAACUUUCAAAAGUGUUUGGUGUCGUUCCAAACCGCUCGCGCGUUGCCCCCACUUGCUUGGCCUGCUAAGGAACAGGUAAAAUCCAGUGUGGAAGAGCAGAGGUGCACCGAAAGAUGCCACGUCAGCAGUGUUGCCACAGUGAAAAAUGACUCUCGGGUAGUGGAAUCUAGUAAAUCGUCAUACAGUUGUGCAGAGAGCACCAACGAGGAGGACGAGGUUCAGAUAGUCUCCGUAACAGUUCCCGCAAUUUCCACCAAAAAGACUGAAAGCGCCCCAAAUUUUCUACCUAUUUGCGUCGACCUGAAGUCGCUGGGCGUAGCAGAGAUAACUUGCCCCGCCCCCAACUCAGAACACUCACUUGGCUCAGAGCCCAGCAACGUGCCUGAAUUGCAACGCUGCGUAGAUAACUAUAAUAACUCCAUUUGCACUGCAACAACCGCCACCGCUCCACAAUCUCGCUCCAUAGAGCUAAGUUUGUCGUUCAGAGACCGCAAUACCAUUAAGGAAAUCCUGUUCAAUCACAUCUACUUCUUGAUUCACAUAUUUAAUGCACAACGUGCUUACUUGAGCUGUCUUCAGAACCUGAGGCACUGCCAGCGCUAUUUCGCGUGGGAGUUUAGGCUAUUCGAAAAUGAAACAAAGAAGCGCAUCCGCAGCCAAUCAAUGCAGAUGUGCAAGGAACUGUUAGAGCUGCACAUUACAUGUUCGAUAAGCCUGCCAGCUACUGCUGAGGAGAUUGUGAAAAAUCUCACUAAAAAGCUGAAUGCAGUGGACACGCCCCAAAGGCUCACCAAGCCAAUGGUGCAUCUGUGUAUUUGGACUUUGAUGAGUGAACACUCGGAGUUGUACGCAACAGUGCCGCUUUUCAAGUUGAUUCUGAGUCAUUCCGACGUGGGGCGCAAACAGUGUGGCACAACAUACUCAGAACCGUUUCCCCUGCAAAUGAGGCAGUUGUUGAUGGAGCAGAUUCAACAGUACAAUGAGCUAGUGCGAACGACUACUAGGAUGGUUACGCAGCAGUCUGCGAGCAGCUCCAUUUUGUCUCUUUGCCUUUUGAGUCGCCCUACUGCCAAUCCACCUCAACGUCCUGCUCCAGCCAUUGAGAGGAUGGUCCAAGUCCAUCGGUAUAAGCCGCCUCGACACGCUAAUAGUGCCGUUGCUGAACGAGCGACUGCAACUCGGGCCUCUGGGGCUCCAAGCCUUCCCCCUCGAGUCACCCUUGCUACAAGCCAGUCUCCCAAUCGCUCAACCGCGCUACCUCGCGUUGACAACUUCGUCUUUCCCAUCAACGAGAAUUUUAGGAUCAGGUUGCCUUACUCCAGACCGUUUGUCUUAACUGCUGCCCUCGGUCCAGUUAUGUCCACGGCACCCAGCCGCGUUGCCACCCUGCAGGAUACGACGGGAAAUCCGGAUAAACCAGUGAAACGGCCGGUAGUUCAGGGCAUAGCGGCCCUUCACAACAUAGGAAGGGCGGAAGAUAUGUUGGCUUUCCAAAAAACUGAGCAACAAUUAGUGGACACUCCCAGCCGUAGAUCGAAGCUCGUGAGCCGCCAGCAGGAGAAGCCAGCAUCCAGCAUCAUAAGUUCUCCACUUGCCUGCGGUGUUGGUCCUCCACCAGAGGAAGAGCAAAGGCAGCCCGCCCAGGAGGCUGGUUCAGAAGAAAACACGCGUCAGCCGAGUAACGCCGACGUGGAAACUAUAGACUUGACAUGGCUGGAUGAUAUGAACGAAGAGGAGCUGAAAGACGAGCUGGACUAUGCAUUUGUUAAGACCGAACUCGAUGGAAGCUGUGAGCAAAUGGCUCCGAAAGAGGGAGAGGAAGAGGUCACCUACACGUAUGUCUAUGACACGAAUUUGUGCAUUUGUGACGAGCCACCAAAGUAUAGUUGCCACUGUGCACAGGCAUGGUAUUGCGGGAAAGCUUGUCAGUUGAAGGAUUGGAGUUCCCAUCAAUAUAUAUGCCAUUUAGUAACGGAAACCGAGAAGACUGAAUCACCAUUGCCGCUGAACGAAGAAACAAAGAAACCUGAACGAUGAAAAUCUGUGAUAAAUUGAAUUAUUAUAUAAAGUACUGAUUCAUAUAUUAAUUCGUUAUCUGUAAGUAGUUGUUAGCAUCUUAAUUUAGGUUUUGUGCCAUAUUGAAAAAGUGCAAGCGUGUUACGUUUGAAUCUACUGACUUACUAUUUAUUUUUCCUUUUUUUGUAUCGACUUGACUUUGACUACUCCCAAAUCUUUUCAACGUGGUUAUAGACAAAAUGCUCCUGCCCAAUGAGGAUGUUCUAUGGUUACUUUGACUUGUAGAUUACAGUAUGUAGCACCCAUUGUUGAGAGCUUGACUUCCAAUUUUGUUUUCAAACAGAAUUUUGAUUUUUACGUUUAAGUUAAGUUGCGUUUUUUGUAAUAUUUGUUAAUUUAUUUUGAAUAGUUCUGAAAUAUAUCAAUUGUAUGUUU
Dendroctonus ponderosae (mountain pine beetle) is the source of this 4761-nucleotide messenger RNA. RefSeq lists its product as uncharacterized. The transcript is spliced from 5 exons. The record is from RefSeq and is a predicted model, not a curated record. Lineage: Eukaryota; Metazoa; Arthropoda; Insecta; Coleoptera; Curculionidae. Bases 373 to 4347 code for a protein of 1324 amino acids.